Messenger RNA from Pteronotus mesoamericanus, 2181 nucleotides. RefSeq names its product armadillo repeat containing X-linked 5 (gene ARMCX5). The record is from RefSeq and is a predicted model, not a curated record. The transcript has a single exon. Lineage: Eukaryota; Metazoa; Chordata; Mammalia; Chiroptera; Mormoopidae. Bases 373 to 1857 code for a protein of 494 amino acids.
UUCUCUGCACGUUGUUUAUAUCAUUGUCAGAGCCCGUAGUUUGAAAGGGGGCUGAGUGACUACUGGACUUUGUAUGAAAACACCAACCUGGGACAGACCUUUGGUCAAGGCUGUGAGGGGGGUGAGGGUAUAUAAACUGGCCUUGACUUUAUUUUGGAUUAUGACUGGCUUUGAGGCCAAGUCAAGGGAAGAAGAGAGGCUGGAGCUGGUUUAAAAACUGGAAUCAGUGGCCCUGCCAAAACCAUAGCAAGGCUAAGGUCCACACUAAGACAGUGGCUGAAGCAGAACCAAAAACAGGACCAGUGACCCAGACCAAGACGGGAUGGAGCAGUGGCCAGGACACAAACGGUGACCUACAAUGAGGUUAUAGUUAUGGCAAGGGAAGUGAGCAAGAUGGAAACCAAGACUAAGGCUAGAGUCAUGGCUGAAACUAAGGCAAAACCCCUGGCAGAAUCUGGUAUACUGCCGCAAAACAACUCAAAGGCCAUGCCUACGUCUAAGGCCAGUGUUGUGACCAAGUAUGAAGUCAAGGCUGAUGCCAGAAGGGAAGCCAAUAUCAGGUCCUUUUCUAAAGAUGACGAUAAGGCCAAUAUUGAAUCCAGGCCCGAGAGGAGGAUAGAAGCCAGCAUCAAGUUCAGAGCUGGGGACAGAGCUGGUAUUAUAAUAGAGUCCAAUGAUGAGGAUGAAGACAGUAUCUGCUCCUGGUUCUGGACUGGAGAAGAGCCUAGUUUAGGAUCCUGGUUCUGGCCUGAAGAGGAGACCCCUUAUCAAGUUUAUAAGCCUCCACCUAAGAUCCAGGAAAAGUCCAAGCCCACACCCAAACCAGAACUUACUAUAAAGCAAAAAGUGGCAGCAUGGUCCAGGGCCAGGUAUAGUGUCCUAGUCCCAAUAGAAGGAAAGGAGCGAUCCUUACCUCCAGAAGGGAAUUGGACUCUGGUUGAGACCUUGAUUGAAACUCCUCUGGGGAUUCGGCCUCUGACCAAGAUUCCACCUUAUAAUGGGCCUUACUUCCAGACCUUAGCCGAGAUCAAAGAACAGGUUAGGUAUAGGGAAAAGUAUGGUCCCAAUCCAAAAGCCUGUCGCUGCAAAUCACGUGUCUUCAGUUUAGAGCCUAAAGAGUUUGAUAAACUUGUUGCCCUACUUAAGUUAACUAAGGAUCCUUUCAUUCAUGAAAUAGCAAAGAUGAUAAUGGGCAUCAGUCCUGCUUACCCAUUUACCCAAGAUAUAGUUCAUGAUGUAGGUAUUACUGUUAUGAUUGAAAACUUGGUAAGUAAUCCCAAUAUUAAAGACCACCCUAGAGCUAAGGUAGAUGACAACUCUGAGUCUUCUGAAGAGCUAAAAACAGAAGAGUCAUACAUAAAUCAAGUUUGUAAAGACAUAAUUUCUUACCCUUUGAACUCCCAUGUGCAACUUGCUGGACUAAAAUUAUUGGAGCAUUUGAGUGUGAAAUUUGAGAAUCACCAUAUGAUUGCCAGUUAUAUUCCAGAUUUCCUCACCUUGUUAAACAAAGGAAGUGUCAAAACCAAGUUUUAUGUUUUAAAAGUGUUUUUGCGCUUGUCUAAAAAUCAAGCUAAUACAAGAGAACUGAUAAGUGCCAAAGUACUGUCAUCAUUAGUUGCACCCUUUAACAAAAAUGAGUCAAAGGCCAAUAUUCUUAAUAUCAUUGAAAUUUUUGAGAAUAUAAAUUUCCAAUUCAAAAAGAAGGUGAAGCUAUUUACCAAGGAAGAGUUCACUAAAUCUGAACUUAUUUCCAUAUUCCAGGAAGCAAAAGAGUUUGGUCAGAAACUCCAAGACUUAGCAGAGCACAAUGAUCCUGAGGUGAGAGAUAAAGUUAUACGAUUAAUACUCAAACUCUGAACAGCCAAAUAUUCUCAAAGCCUUGAACAAGUUUUUGGUGUCAUAGUAUGAAACUGAUGUAUAUUAUAAGUUCAAUAUUUAUGUUAUCUGUGUUGACUGAAGGAGGCAAUUUUAUGGAUACCAAAUGGUCUUGAGAGUUUGAAUAUUUAUUAAUUUUUGUUGUGCUAUAUAAAUUGAGAUAUUUUCAAUACUUUUGUAACAUGACCUGAUAAUGAAACUGUUCAUCCUGAGUAAGUUAUACUUCUGUGCUUUUUAUAUUGACAUAAGUGUAUUCACUUGAGACUUCUUUUUCAUAAUAAAGUUGCAUGCUGAAACUGGUGAAAA